UGCCUCACUUCUUUGGUCCUUCACUAUCCUUUGGAUCGAGUCUUCACCAUAGGGAGCUAGGAAAAGAGAAGAAAAUCUAUAGCUUACAAAAGUUGAUAUUCGAGCAUAGAUUUUUGUUACCUUGCUAGUUCGACUAUAGUUGCUCAUGAACUAGGUCAACGGUCGGUCAACGCGCUUCUCCCCACUCCGCCUCGCCCGCCGCCUCCGCGCCAUGCUUCCCUCCGCCACGUCCCCCGACGCCGACUCCGGCGAAGAGCGCCGGCCGUGGGAGCCGCCCUUCGACGCCUCCGUGCCGGCGCCGCCCAUCUCCUACCCCAUCACGGACCUCGCCGCGCUCGCCUCGCGCGCCUACCUCUCCGCCGCCGCCAACUUCCACCUCCCAUUCAACCGCGCCUCCCCCGUCUCCUCUCCCGAGGUCGGGGAGCCGCUCCCGGCGCGCAGGCGCGUCCUGGUGUGCCACGACAUGGAGGGUGGGUACCGCGACGACGGGGCGCCGCAGGGCGGGGACAACCCAGCCGCCUACGCGCUCUGGCACUGGCACCUCGUCGACGUCUUCGUCUACUUCUCGCACUACCUCGUCACCCUCCCGCCACCGUGCUGGACCAACGCCGCCCACCUCCACGGCGUCAAGGUUUUGGGGACAUUCAUCACGGAGUGGGAUAAAGGUGCGGAGGUUUGCAGGGAGAUGCUCGCUACCGAGGCUUCUGCGCAGAUGUAUGCCGAUAGGCUCACAGAGCUGGCUGCUACCUUGGGCUUCGAUGGUUGGCUGAUUAAUAUUGAGGUUAAACUUGAUGUUCAGUUCAUCGAUAAUCUGAAAGAGUUCGUCAAUCAUCUAACCAAGACAAUGCACGCUGCCAUUCCCGGGUCUUUAGUCAUAUGGUAUGAUGCAGUCACUGUGAAUGGUGAGCUCGACUGGCAAAAUAAGCUCAACGAGCAUAAUAAGCCAUUCUUUGAUUUAUGUGAUGGGCUAUUUGCCAACUAUACAUGGAAGAAAGAAGACCCACAAGAUUCAGCUGCGGUUGCUGGAAUCAGGAAAUAUGAUGUGUACAUGGGUAUUGAUGUUUUCGGACGAAAUACUUUCGGUGGUGGUCAAUGGACUACAAAUGUUGCCCUUGAUCUACUUAAGAAAGUUGAUAUCUCGACUGCCAUAUUUGCUCCUGGAUGGGUAUAUGAAACUAAGCAACUGCCUAACUUUCAGAGUGCACAAAAUCGUUGGUGGGGCCUUGUUGAAAAAUCAUGGGGCAUUCUUCGGAGCUAUCCAAAACUGUUGCCGUUUUACUCAGAUUUUGAUCAGGGUCAUGGUUAUCAGGUGUCUGUUGAAGGGCUGCAAGUCUCCAGUGAUCCAUGGAACAAUAUUUCUUGCCAAAGUUUUCAGCCUGUGCUUAAAUACACCGGAGAUCAAGCUAAACUGCAAGCCUUUACAGAUUUCAAGGAUGAAUCGUACAGUGGAGGGAAUUGUUUGACCAUCAAAGGAAGUCUCCAGCAGAACAUUAUUUUCUCCGAACAACUUUUUAAUGGAGGACUUGUCAUGGAAGAUGGAUUCAUUAAUUUAUUUUAUUCGGUAAGAGCCGAUGCAAACUCUGCUGUAGGGUUGUCCCUGGACUUGUCAUCUCGAAACAAGGAGGGUACUUCAAUUCUUGUUGCAGAGGACAUAGCAACAUUCACCAGAAAGAAACGAAAUCACAAAUAUGGCUCAUAUGUUAAAGCUGAUAAGGCAGAGUUGCAUGUUCCAGAUAACCAAUAUUGGGUCCUUUACAAAGCAACUGUUCAGUCCAGUGCCGACUACACAUUAACUGGAAUUAACAUUGUUUGCACAUUGAAAACAGCUGGCAAAAUCAGUCCAGAACCUGAGGAUAGGAUCUCAGAAGCAAAUGCAGAUGGAUCACCACCCUAUCACAUGUCACUAGGCCACAUCAGUAUUAGAAAGUCUGAUGCAAACACAGAGUUCCCUCCAGCAGAAUCAUGGGUAACGGAAGGCGAGUACAUCUCAUGGUCAAACAAUUCUAACACAUCUAAACUUGUGAGUCUGAAAAUCAGCUGGAAGCUGAAGACCCCUGAUCAACCAUCAUUCAGGAAGUACAACAUCUAUGUUGAGAAGUUAACGGCAGAUUCAAACGUAAAGGCUUCCAGAAAUUAUCUUGGAGUUGCUAGUGUUGAUGCCUUCUAUGUAUCAGGCCUAGAGGUCCGCAGCGACGUCACCAUUCUGAAAUUUAUCAUUCAAGCAUGUUCUCAUGAUGGAGGUUGGCAAGAACUUGAGGAAUGUCCAAAGUUCUUUGUAACUCCAGUUGAUUCUGAGGUGUAACAUUAAUUAAUUCUCAUGUCCGCUUUGUUCAAUAAUUCUUUCAUACUAUGUAGUAACCUUUAUGGAAAUAAAAAAGAGAAUAAUAAAGCGUGUUUAUGUACAAACUGCUGCGGUACUAUUUCUUCAGCAUUGUCUUGUGUGUUUAUUUUAACGUUGGGAAAACAAAAAGUAGGA
Molecule: messenger RNA, 2476 nt
Organism: Phragmites australis (common reed)
Lineage: Eukaryota; Viridiplantae; Streptophyta; Magnoliopsida; Poales; Poaceae
Product: cytosolic endo-beta-N-acetylglucosaminidase 1-like
Exons: 11
Coding region: 212-2302 (696 amino acids)
Biological process (GO): protein deglycosylation
Cellular component (GO): cytoplasm
Molecular function (GO): mannosyl-glycoprotein endo-beta-N-acetylglucosaminidase activity
Source: RefSeq, a predicted model, not a curated record